This is a messenger RNA of Microbotryum saponariae, 2345 nucleotides long. Lineage: Eukaryota; Fungi; Basidiomycota; Microbotryomycetes; Microbotryales; Microbotryaceae. The record is from the annotation of a GenBank genome assembly.
AUGGCUGCUAUGAAGGGUACGUCUCCUCGCGCGGUCAUGCGAUAUGCGCCGCUACUGCACGUUGCAGGUUGCAGGUGUUCCCCCCACUUCACCUCUGGCCGCUCGCCCCGCUUCGAUCGCAUCGUCAUCACGUCACCCUGCGGGAGAAACCUGUUUGCUAACUCCUGUCCCUCUCCUCGCUCAGCCGCCCAGUUCGGCCUCUCCCUUCUCCAAAACGAGAAACCGCACUCUUCGAUAUCGGCCUUGAUCGACAUCCUCACCUUGGACCGGUACGACGAGGAUGAUUAUGAGGGCAUCACCGAGUUGGUCGAGGUCACCAAUCUGCAGGCGACGGGACCAGCGGAGGCCUCGAGGGCGAUUAGAAAGAAACUCAAGGUAUGACUCUUGGGUACAAGGAUUGAUGAGACCUAGAGGCAUGCUGAUCUGUUGGCGAGUCGUACUUGGGUGUGCAGUAUAGCAACGUGCACGGGCAGUUGAGGGCCUUGACGGUCAGGGCUCAGCAUGCCACCAAGACCGCGUGUUGCAGGGUGGAGGCUGAAGAGCCUUGAUGACGUUUAUACACACAGAUCCUCAAAGCACUGGUUGAGAAUUGUGGCACCAGAUUUCAAUGUAGGUUUCAUCUUCUACAAUGGCCUCCUUCCUCCGCCAGUGUCCCCACUUCCCCCCCACCUUCUCCAGACUGAUCAGACCUGUUCUCCUUUCCUCAAUCCUAUCCCUCUCUCCCCCGAAUGCAGCCACUUUCGCCAACGAGCGUCUCGUCGAGCGCAUCAAGCUCAUAGCCGGGGAUCCGCACACUGACGAACGCGUCAAGAAGAAGAUCAUGGCUACCCUCGCCAGUUGGUACCGCCAGUUCAAGGACGACCCGAGGAUGCAGCUCGUUGCGGGAUUGUAUGCGAGUUGCGGUGGUGGGAAGAAGGUGCGAAGAAACUCGUCAAGUCUUGAUCUGCUCGUCUGCGCAAGGACGAUCCAUGCUGAAGGAAGAAGCGUUUAUCUCGUACAGGCUACCACACGAACGGGCGCGACCGAGGCGUACGAACGAGAACGCAAGCGCUACGAGGAAGAGGCCGCCGCAAGGACGGAGCGGAAAGCCGCCGAACAGAGGGCCAAGUUGGAACGGAUGGAGGCGGAACGUAAAGCGAGGGAAGAGGCCAAGAACAAGGCCAAGAAGGGCUAUGCGCCCAAGACGAGGAGACCCAAGUUUGAUUUUCAGGCCGUGAGUAUUAGGGACAGAUGCGAAUGGUCUGCCGGGGGUAGGUGGCGUACGUUGCGAGCUGUUUUCUUUUUGUUUGCUUGUGAUUUGGAGCCGAUAGGAGAAACCCAAGAUCAUGAGUGCCGUCGGAUCGGGAACCCAAGCCGCACAAGCGUGAGUGCAAAUUAGCGCGGCGGGCAAUUCCUCACUUCCGGAACCGCUCAGCUCGACUCCCUUUCUUUGUGAUUACCGCAGCCUCAUCAACGCCCUCCAACUUGUGAACCGAGAAAAGGAAUCCGUCACGACCACCGCCCGUGUACAGGAAUGCCUCGCCAAGGCCAAAGCCGAUCGCAAAGUCGUCGUGCGCUACAUCCAACUCGUCGACAACGACGCCGAAGGCGACUACAUCGGCGCCUUGAUCGCGACGAACGAACAAGUCCUCGCGGCAUUGGCACUGUACGACCGUAUGUCCAAACCGAUCGAUUUGGAUUCCGACGAUGAGGAGAUCGCGCAGGCCAAGAUGGAGUCGGAACGAUCGGGCUUGACCGUUCCUAGCAGUGGUGGACGGGGUGGUGCGGAUGAUGACGAUACGACCUCGAUCCGAUCUCGUCUCUCGGCAUUUGAGAUGCGGGAUCGCGAAGUUGACAAGUUGCAGAUCCGUCAGAGGCAACGCGUACAGAGGGCCGUCUCGAAUCGCCAGAUGCCGACGUUGCAUCCUGAUCUGCAAGAUCUGGCGUUUGGGUCCUCGUCCGCUGCAGGGGCGCACUUGCCUCCUCCCAUUGUGCCGAGGUCACGCGAGGACACCUAUCGACAUGGGUCGCUUUCGGACUACUCGGAUUCGGAGGACGAUUAUCUCUCUUCGGAUGGCGAACCGUACCAUGGAGCAGGCGCACCACCGACUUCGGCCUCCGCUUCAACCUCGGCAGCGGGCCAACACGCGAACGCGAGCGCCGUCGCUUCAGGAGGGAGUGCCAAGAGUUAUGCGCAGUUCAUCCAAGCUGAAGAUAGGAAGGCCGGCAAGGGAAAGGGAUUGUUCAAUGAACCGGAGGAGGAUGACCCGUUCGCCGAUCCGACGGAUGAUGAUGGCGCGAGUUUGAUGAGCGUCAACACGCCGGGUCUGAAUGAGGGCAAGAGGAUGGAUUGGAAGCAGAUUUGA